Pelmatolapia mariae (spotted tilapia) is the source of this 7495-nucleotide messenger RNA. It is a transcript of the gene prrc2b, whose product is annotated as proline-rich coiled-coil 2B. Bases 235 to 6909 code for a protein of 2224 amino acids. The record is from RefSeq and is a predicted model, not a curated record. Gene Ontology annotation, biological process: cell differentiation. Lineage: Eukaryota; Metazoa; Chordata; Actinopteri; Cichliformes; Cichlidae. The transcript is spliced from 31 exons.
CACUCUGCCCUGUUCAUUCUCAGGCCGGGUAGGACCCCAGCAACAACAUUGCAAUCGGUUAAACCUAAAGAAGAUUCGGCUGUACAAUCGCAAGCCAUCCUUUGAGUAGACAACAUUUUGUGGAAAUUUCUCACCGUCACUGAUCAGAAGACACUCCAAGUUGUUGAAUCGAAUCAGAAGGCACUGGGAAGAGGCGCAAAGAAAAAUUUCCAUACUAGAUGACAUUACAUCGCAAUGUCCGAUCGUUUGGGGCAAAUAACCAAGUCCAAGGAUGGAAAAAGCAAGUAUUCCUCACUCAGCCUAUUUGAUAAGUACAAGGGAAAAUCAAUAGAAACUCAGAAAAACACAGUAGUUCCGCGACAUGGCUUGCAGAGUCUUGGUAAAGUGGCCACAGCCCGGCGUAUGCCCCCACCAGCUCAUCUGCCGAGCUUGAAGUCUGAAAACAAAGGAAACGAUCCCAACGUGAUUAUAGUGCCCAAAGACGGUACAGGAUGGGCGAACAAGCAGGAACAACCCGAUCAAAAGAAUUCUGUUGCAUCAACACCACAGCUGCCGGAGUUGCAGCCGCCGCUGGCUUUGCAGAAAUCUGUCUCCAAUCUUCAGAAGUCCUCACCGGUAGCCAACCAGGAGAACACAAACACAAGUGGACCAAAGCAAUGGGCCCAGCUAAAUGGAAAGGCAGUAGAGCAAGAUGGUUCAAGGGCCUCAAACCGACUUCAGCCCUUCUCUCACGAGGAAUUUCCCACGCUGAAGGCAGCUGGAGAACAGGACAGGGCUGGCAAGGAAAGAAGCGGCUUCGAUCCGUCGUAUGGGCCCGGACCAAGCCUCCGCCCCCAGAAUGUGACAAGCUGGAGGGAAGGUGGUGGCAGGAACCUUCAGCCCUCAUCCCUGACCCUCAGCCUGCCAGCAGAUCCUGAGGGUAAGGCCACUGCCCUGGCUGAGACUGGCACCCCUCCAGCCUCGUCUCACCCCUCCUCCGCCACAGUCACCACCUCAUCUAGUACGGUGACGGCUCCGUCACCAGGCCCUGACCCCAAGGAGCCUUCCCUGCGACCUGCUCAGCCUGUCCGCAGAACAGCCGUCCCUACUGCAUUGCAGUACCAGCUUCAUCACACUUCAACUGCUGUCUACCAUGACAUGUUGCCUGCCUUUAUGUGCUCUAAAGAGACACGUGAAGCUACGGGUACAGACCAUGUUCCCACCACCGUAGCAGCCCCCGCCCGUUUUGACAGCAAACCUACUUUUAGGCAGAGCUAUGCCAAACCUGAGCUUGUAAAUGGCGACGUAAGGAGAGAGAAUCGCUUUGUCCGUGCUGCGCCUCGACUUUCUUCGCAGCCUAUCCGUAGACCUACUGACAGACCAGUUCGCCCAGCCAUUAUUAAUCCAGAGGAUUUGAAGGAUCUGGAUGAGCUUGACAAUGACUGUGAAGAUGGAUGGGCUGGACUUCAUGAGGAGGUUGAUUAUAGUGAGAAGCUCAAAUUUAGUGAUGAUGAAGAAGAACACUCUUCCAGUGACAAAAACAAGAUCUGGGCUGACUGGGAGAGGGAGAGAGAUAACCAGCGGGACUGCCAUUCCUCCCUUAGCUCGGGGGAGGCAUCUUACCCACAAGAGGGUCCAGAAGAGAGUUACUCUUUCCAGCAUCACCACCACGAGCCUCCCAGGAAGACCAACGGCAAAUAUCUCUCCACAGACACCCAGGUCCAACAGAGAAACCAAGGAGACCCACUUGCUGACCAGGAUGAUCACCAGCGGCAGUCUCAGGCACCAGCUAGGGCCAAGUAUGUGUCGCCUGAGCUGUCUGAGGCUGUUGAGAGAGCCCGAAGACGGCGGGAGGAGGAAGAGAGGCGUGCUCGUGAGGAACGUCUGGCAGCAUGUGCUGAAAAGCUCAAAAAACUGGAUGAAAAAUUUGGGAAGACUGAAAGGCAGACAUCAAGGACGGAUGACAGCCAGAAGGAGGUAGAGGGAAAAGAAGUUCCACUGUCCCCAAGUCGGGAACAGAGUCGAGGCCACCAUGAUAACUGGCACUACAGCACAAAAGAUGGAAGUGAGUGUCCCUCGGACAAUUCCCCUGGCCAUAGUUACCGUGAAGAGUCUGGCUUCUCUACCUACCGUGGCAGUGAAGACGAUGGCCCAGAGCCCUCCUCACCAUCAGGAGACUACAGUGGGCGUCAGCCAAUCAAACCAGUGCCACCCCGCUUUCAAAAGCAGCCACAACACCACCAGCAGCAGGAACAAAUGUUCAAGAUGCAGCAUUGGCAGCAGUCAGGUCACCCUAAUCCAUCAGGGUCAAGCCACACUCAGCGGGGCUACUACCCUCCACAUGUCCUCGGUUUUGAUCCGCGCUGGAUGAUGAUGCCACCUUUCAUGGAUCCCCGCAUGACCCAGGGACGGUCUCCUGUUGACUACUACCCUGCAGGAAUGGUAAAACCUAUGAUGCACCAAGAUCACUUGAACAGUCCCGGUUCUGAUGAGGGAUGCCAUCCAAACUUGCCUCAGGAGAGACGAGCGCCUUCCACUGAGCCUUACCCAGUGUGGAAUCAAGAUGGCUAUCCGUUGCGUAGCUUUACUCCCCCUUACCAGAGACAGCGUGAAAGCUCGGAAAGCGGACAUCCCGAUGACAGAGGUGAUAUGGCCUCUUCCCAACAGGACUCCUAUGAAGAGAGGGCCAGUGAUUGUUUGUCCCACACUCAAGAUGAUCUUCCCCAUCACAGUUAUCAGAGCAGAGGUUCAGACAGAGAACAACAUGACCAAGGCUUGCUCACCACCGCUCAGAACCUCUCUCAGAAUUAUUCAGAUAGUGAAUACCCAAAGCAAGAGUCGAGAGACAAGCAUCUGAAAGAUGGCCUUGAAUCCCACGACGAGGCCUUAGAUGGCUCCACAGACAACUGGAAAAGAGAUGGUAGCCAGAAACAAGACGGAGGGGUUAACAGUGCCCAAAACCAGUGGUCUGAAGCUAGUUCCAGUUCAAGUAGUGUCAACCAGCCAUCUGAGGCUAGUGGACGCACCUUGAUACGCAGAACUGGUCCCAUCAAGAAACCAGUUCUUAAGGCUCUCAAAGUGGAAGACAAGGAGAAUGAAAAGCCUAAACCUGAGCCUGAGGAGAAGCCUGUCCCCUACCGCCUGGAGAAAGAAGUCCUUACUAACGUUUAUGACUUGAAGAAAGACAACCAGCCUGCCAACAAUAGGCGUUCUGCAUCACCUGUGGUUGAAAAACAACCUGAAGAGAGGCAGCGCCAGUCUCCAGCUCCCAGUAAAAUGGACAGACCUCUGAGCACCCACAGCGAUGACUCUCCCAAGGAGAACACUUGGAGCAGUGCUAAGAGCCAGUCACUUAGAGAUAGUCAGGAGAACCGAGAACCCCAGGCACCACGGCGCAAUAACUGGAUCUUUAUUGAUGAAGAACAGGCCUUUGGUGCAGUGAGGGGGACGGGUAGAGGCCGCAGUCGAGGCUUCCGGGAAUUUAACUCCAGAGGUGGAACCCGUGGUGGCCGCGGUGGAGAUAAUCUCAGAGGUGUUUAUAACAACAAUAACAACAGCAGUGGCAGCAGCACUCAGCGAGCAGGCAGAGGUCGAGCACCACCCAGGGAUCUAAUCAAGGUCGAGGAGUUUCAGAGGGGCAAACCCCGUAGGCGAAAUGUCAGUGAAACAUUGAGUGAAGCCUCAGAGUAUGAGGAACUUCCCAAGAGGCGUCGCCAGAAAGGAUCUGAAAAUGGAGAAGGCUAUACAGAGUCUGGGGAUGUCCGUAAAGCUGAUAGAGACUCUUGGAGAUCCAACAAGGUGUACACAGAUGAUCAGACUGCCCCAGAUUCCAGAGAAAAGACCAAGGUCACCAGAGGCUUUGGAAAUCGGGUGCUGCCUCCACGACUGAACACCACUGGUAGUUACAGUCGAAGCUUUGGAGGAUCUAGAGAUAUUUCUACAUGGAGGGGCCGUGGGCCUCCAUUUAGUGGCAGCAGUAGUGGCUCGAUGCAAGAAAAUGGUUAUGGUCCUGGAGCAGAGACUGCUUACUCCCGCAGACCCCCAGUUGAGCGUGACGCUCUCAAGUACACUCCUAAAUUUACUGGCUCCUUCAUGGAAAAUGGAACAGAGGAGCGUGAAGGAGAAUACUACUUUGACAGUGAGGCCCCUGACAGACAGAUUUUAAGGAGAAGGCGUCCUCCACGUCAAGACAAGCCUCCGCGCUUCCGUCGUCUACGACAAGAGCGUGAACCUGGCUCAAAUCAGUGGACAAGUGAUGAGUACAUAAACGGAGACUUUGCAAAUCCCUGGCCAGGUCAUUCUAAAAGCACUGGUGAUGAUAACUGGCCCAGUGGCCACUACUCUGGACGUUCUAGCCAGCAUGGCCAGACAGAGGAAUGGGAGACGGGUUCAGACAACAGCGACUUUGGUGACUGGAGAGAGAAACGGAGUGGAAGUGGAGGCAUUGCUACACAGGGCCAUGGCGAUAUUCCCUCAGACUCUGGCCAGGAGCCAGGCUCCAGUGAGAAGAGGGAGCUUUCUAAGAGAAGCUUCUCUAGUCAGAGACCAUUGGUGGAACGGCAGAACAGGAAAGGAGAACCAUCACUGCUGGACGCAAGCAAGAUGGUGCGUGCACCUGAUAAUCCCCCCACCUCCUCAUCGAACAGGAGUGACAGCUGGCAGAACGGAGGCACUUCUUGUAAAAGCAGGAGUCCAGAUGAGUCAGGCUCUGUAUACAGCAUAGAGCAGCUGCCAGAAGAGAGGGAGCCCAUUGAGCCCGCUGGGAAGAAAUUAGACAAGGAGCUGAAGCCAGGACCUGUCAAAACAGACAUCACUGAACCACUGUCCCCAUAUGAGCUCAGCAGCUACCCAAUUGAAGGAGACGCAGGGGGACCAGGUUCAAAUGCAGAUGGUUACCAGGAUGCCUUGUCCAAAAAGCAAAGACGCCCACAGGAAGAUGACAGGAGGAGGAAAGAACAAGGGGCAUCUGUACCAGUGAAAAACAGGACAGUCACUUCCAAGAUGCCACCACGCUUUGCCAAAAAGCAGGGAAGCAUGAGCAUUGAACAACCCGAGGAAGGAAUUUCUUCUAACAAUCUGGGAACUGAAAUCUGGGAGACCAACAGCUCAGCUCUUUCAGUGCAGUCUUCAGGGGGAGACUCAUGGACCAAACAGGUGUCUUACACUGGGAGUGAGCCCAACUCUGAGGACUCCGAUGCGGGCCCAGAACAAAACAAAGAGCAGCACAAACCAGGGCCCAUCGGAAAUGAACGCUCCCUGAAACACCGGAAGGGCUCAGAAGGUGUCGAUAGGCUGGAAGGUGGCCCUAUCACACCAGUCAAUGGUGUGGACCUCCAUGUGGACACUGUGCUGCCUGUCCCACCCAUUGAGUUUGGUGUCAGUGCCAAAGAUUCAGAUUUCAGCCUGCCGCCGGGUUCUACCCCAGUACCCGUGUCCAAUCCUGUGAACAAGCUUCAGGACACGGCUUUGAAUCAGAGUAUCCCCAUUCUGCGCUCCAACCACCUGCAGCCUGGCAUCAACCUCAAUCCCAUCUCCUUUCCCAGUGCUGAUCUCACCCUCAAGAUGGAGUCAGCACGCAAGGCGUGGGAGAACUCCCAGUCUCUUCCUGAGCAGGGCUCUCCUGGUGGCAGCGCUUCAGGUGCUCAGCCUCCCUGCAGUGCCGGCUCAUCCACUGGUGUCAGUUACAGCUCGUUUGGAGGCGUUUCCAUGCCACCAAUGCCCGUUGCAUCGGUAGCACCUUCCAUGUCCAUGCAAGGUAAUCAUAUUCCCCCGCUGUAUCUGGAUGGUCACGUCUUUCCAAGCCAGCCACGCCUUGUACCACCCACCAUGACCCAGCAGCAGACUUACCAACAGGCGGCUGCAGCCCAGCAGAUUCCCAUUUCUUUACACACGUCUCUUCAGGCUCAGGCUCAGUUGGGGCUUCGGGGAGGUCUGCCUGUUUCUCAGUCCCAAGAGAUGUUCAGCUCCAUCCCCCCCUUCAGGUCCCAGGUUUACAUGCACCCCAACUUGUCACAGCCCAGCCCCAUGGUACUGUCAGGUGGAGCCCCUCUCAAGGGCCCAUACUCAGCUUUCCCUGGCAUGCAGCCAUCAGACAUGGUUAAACCCCAGUCAGGCUCACACUACCAGCCUAUGAAUGGCAGCCAGCAGCUAGUCUAUGAUAGUCAGAUGAACCAAGGGCCUGGCAUGGGCUCUUCACAGUUAAUAGACUCUCAGCUCAUUCAGGUCACUAUGCCCCUGCCUGGCUCUCAGCUGCGUUAUGGUUCAGCUCAACAACACCUCAUCCUCCCACAGUCCAUCCAGCUGCAGCAGGGACAGAACUUGUCAGUGGGAGCCCCACGCCGAAUGCUACCACCAGGGUCGCAGGCAGCUGUCAUGACUGGCAGCAGAGAGGGCUCACAGAUGGAAAUGAAAGGUUUUCAGUUCUCUGAGAAGCCCAAUCAUUCCCCAGGCAUAUCUGGAGGUUCUUACAGACCUGGCUCUGCUAGCCCCGGCGGGAAGCCCUCUGGUCCUGGAGGACCUAUAGGCCCUCUGCCUACACAUUUUGCUCAGCAGGUCCCUCCUGCUCAGGGCAGCAUGGUGAUGCACAUGCGGCCCCCCACCACAGGCCCCUUCCCCAACCCUAUUCAGAGACCUGUUAUGCAGGUCAAUAAGCCCGUCAUCAUCCGUUCCCCCCCUUACCCCAAUCCUGGCCGUGACCCUCCCCACUCCACCCCUCCUUCAGCUUCCGAGCCCCCAGUUAAAGGGCCAGAGGAUGGCAUGAAGAAUAAAACAAUAAGAGAUGUACGCAAGGCGGUGGGAGAGGGCAAAACACCGUCCGGGGGCAUGACCAGCAAACUCCAGGAGCCCCUACCUUCCACAGGCCAAGCCAAACCAGCACGCACUGGAGCCAUCAAACCCCAGGCUGUCAAAGUAGAAGAGGGCAAGGCGUAAUAAUGGACCUUAAAAUCCUCAUCACCACCAAGCCUGCCAACACAAAGCUCAUUGACCACUGUCAGCCUUUUUAAAACCCACCUUACCCCCAAGGCGCCAAGGCCCGGGGCCUGCAGGCAGACAACAUAAUGAAAUGCCCCCUCUUGAACUUUCAGAACUGGACACUGUUAUUUCACAUCACGUAUAGAGAUAUAUAAAUAUAUAUAAAUAUAUGCAUAAACACAGUCUUUUAAACAGAUCUCUUCAAGGUCCUCUUUAAUUUAUUAUUAGUCACUUUUAAGGGGAUAUUGGUAAGGAGAAAAGACAUUUUGUUUUUGUGUGUGCGUUUUCUCUGAAGUGGGGGAAGAGGAAAAUGGCCAGCUCACAUGGUUCAUUUUCCAUACUGUUUUGCCAAACUGUAAUUACUCCCUGUUUAUGGACUGCAUCCCUUAAAGACCCGACAGAAACUUCAUACAACUGAGAAACAAAGUCUGUUAACUUUUUUUUUUUUUUUUUUUUUUAAAGCAAAUUCGAAAUGCAGUGGGGCACUUUUUGUUUUUCUUUGGUAUUUUUUCUGGUAAAUAAAGUCACGACCCAGACAUCCAUA